GUUCCCGCCGGCCCUGAGCGUCACUGGCACGGCCAGCGGGAAGACCUCCGCUUCAGCCCAGGAGAAACCAGAGGCUGUGCGCCGAGGGUCUGCCCCGUGCCAGGCGCUCUUCCGCGGUCCCCACCUACAAGCUGGGAUCGCCCUUGAUGGACAAGGAAAGAGGUCUGUGCGGUACACCGGGCCUGCCCUCAGGCCUGGGCGCUGGGCGGCCCGGCCGGCUUCUCGGCUGAGUCAGCAGCCACUGAGUCACACGGAGCGGGUGCGGCGGGGACAGCAGGUAUAAGAUGGCAGCGGGGGCCCGGGACCAGCCUCUCCCCAGGACACCAUGCGGCUGCUCCUCGGGCUCUUGCUGGCGUCUGCCUUGAGCCUGGAGCCGGCCCGAGCCUUGAGCUGUCACCAGUGCAAGGGCUUCGGAGGGUGCCUCCAUCCAUCCACCUGCCCCUGGGGCUCCAACUACUGCGUCAGCAUCGCUACCCGAGUCCCCUUCAGCGUCAUUGACAUGCCUCUGGUGACCAAAUCCUGCUACAGUGGCUGCCCAGACAUCUCUACCCUGGGCCUUGGCCCCCACGUGUCCAUCGUCUGCUGCCAGUUCAGCCUCUGCAACACCGACUGACCAACUGACCGCCGCUUCCACCCCCCGCGGCUCCCCCCACCUGUGGAGCUCAGAGCUGCACCCGCACAGCGCAGGAGGGCACCCCAGCACAGAGCAGGAGGGUGGAACACCUACAGGUGGCCCUGGGCGGGUCGGAGGAAGUGGGAGGGGCCCUCGCGGAGGGGGAGGGGAGCAUGGUGGGAACAGAGCUGGCAGGUGGGUGGGUGAGGCUGGAGGCAGCUCUGCCCCCACCCACGCACAGGUGCACGCGCAUGCACCCACCUGGGAUCUUUGAAGCAUGGCUCCAGCCGGCCUCCAGCUGUCAAGUAGACCAAGACCUCCCCAGUGACCCCCAGGCCCACCCCCCAGCCCUUUCCCUUUCCCCAGCCGCUCUCAUGGAAGCCAGUGUGGUGGUGCAGCCCCCCGGGGGCAGUGCGGGGGGGGGGGGAGCAUCCCAGCAGAGAGCGGCCCCACACAGGGGCACAAGGAGGGCCUCCGGGUGGCGGGGCUUGGGGUGCGGGGGAGAGACUCGGACAACCCCAACCGCAGGACAGCUCUGUGUAGGCGCUAACGCGGCGCAGAGGGGCAGCGGAGGAGGCAGGACUCGGGAGGUGGGGAGCUGACCACCCCGAGAAGAAAACCAGGCUGGCUCGAGGCCUUCUCUCCCAUUACAGUUGAAUCAGAGAUUUAAACGUGUAAAAAAAAAAAAAAAAAAAAAAAGGCGGGGGGGAGCACCCGGGUGGUUCAGCAGUUGAGCGCCUGCCUUCAGCCCAGGGCGUGACCCCAGAAUCCUGGGAUCGAGUCCCGUGAUAGGCUCCCUGCAUGGAGCCUGCUUCUUCCUCUGCCUGGGUCUCGGCCUCUCUCUCUGGGUUUCUCAUAAAUAAAUAGAUAAGAUCUUUAAAAAAACAAAAAGACUUAAAAAAAAUUGUUAAAAUGACAGUUUGUCACAGAAAAUCUAGUCACC
This is a messenger RNA of Nyctereutes procyonoides (raccoon dog), 1556 nucleotides long. RefSeq names its product secreted LY6/PLAUR domain containing 2 (gene SLURP2). Lineage: Eukaryota; Metazoa; Chordata; Mammalia; Carnivora; Canidae. Gene Ontology annotation, molecular function: acetylcholine receptor inhibitor activity. The record is from RefSeq and is a predicted model, not a curated record. Bases 326 to 613 code for a protein of 95 amino acids. The transcript has 3 exons.